CAAGGUGUUGGCAGGGCCUCCGCUAUCCUCUUCCCGCUUAUAGUCAGGAAGCACAGAGUCAUCUGACAGCACACUCCCAGUGUCUGAAUCAUUGUCAGAAAUUGACAACUCAGAGGCAUCCUCAUCUGGACCUGAGCCCAGAGCCCUCUCGCAGGAUCUCUGUGACUGUUUCAGGGGGAGGGAGGCCUGGCCCACGGCAGACUCCACCUGUGUCCAGGACAGAAGCCAGAGAAGACGCAUUGGUCUGGAUAACAGCACUCCUUUCUCUACCACAGUCCACGUUAAACUAGAGAAAACUAGACAAUCUUACUCGAAUUAACUUUUUAUGUGCACGACAGAGAAGAUCAUAGGGGAACUGAGCUGUAUCUCUUGCACAACAAAUCGUAAGAGAGAAUUUAAAGGAGGGAGUAAUAUAGCCUAGGACAUUCCCAUAGACAGAGACUACAGGAAUAUGAAGGCUCUUCCAAAAAACCAAGGACGAACCGAUCAGAUUUUGGGUGCAAUGGCCGAUAUGCUGACCUCUCUGGCGAUACCGAACCAGCAGUGGGACCCAGAGGAUAUCGAGCACCUGAGCGUCAAAAAAGAACCAAAGAUUUCCAAACAACCCUCAUGGGACACAGAGGAUCUGAACUGGGAAGAUACGUCAAGAAACUUCAUGAAAAGGGCACAACGAAACCGUGCAAACUCAUACUCAGCCGCAGGCAGUGAGGGCAGUAUCUCCACCUCCGUGGCCUCUCUACCACCCCAAACUUCGGGUAGUUCGGCCCCAAACUCCCCCGGCUCCCGCCGCUCCGUCAGCACCUUGAAGAAGUGGCUUACCAAUCCGGUGCGUAAGCUCAGCGUUGGGGCGGCCGGAGCAGCCAAAGGGGAGCGGCAGGUCCGCAGACCGGAGGGCAAACCCCCGCCUCAACCUACCAAGAGCAGCCAAGACCUGGGCAAUUCACAAACAACAGAAGAGCAAUUCACCAUCCUGCCAGUCAUAGACAAAGAACUGGAGUGGAGAGAUGGCUUGUCUGCUCCCGGCAACUACGAUCCAGGUAUCCUGCAGUCUCACAGCUACGAAUCCGACUCACCACAGGGAUUUACCACAAUAGGACAAACACAGAUCACCAGUCUACACGCAGAAGACAACAGCUCCCUGUUCAUGGACGACACUUCCAGCCAAUCGUCAACCACCAUAGACAGCGAAGAGGACCGGAGGAGUGCCUUAGAAAAAAGCAUGUAUGUACUUAAGGAAUUGAUAGAGACAGAAAAGCUGUAUGUAGCUGAUCUAGGACUUAUUGUGGAGGGCUACAUGGCCAGUAUGAAUGUUAAAGGAGUGCCGGAAGAUAUGAAGGGAAAAGACAAAAUAGUCUUUGGAAAUAUUCAUCAGAUCUACGACUGGCAUAAAGAUUAUUUCCUGGGUGAGCUGGAGAAAUGCGUAGCUGAACCUGAGCGACUGGCCCAACUUUUUAUCAAACAUGAAAGACGGCUUCACAUGUAUGUGGUGUAUUGCCAGAACAAACCAAAGUCCGAGCACAUCGUGUCAGAAUACAUCGAGACGUACUUUGAGGAGCUGAAACAGCAGCUGGGUCACAGACUUCAGCUGAAUGACCUGCUAAUCAAACCUGUGCAGAGGAUCAUGAAGUACCAGCUGCUGCUGAAGGAUUUCCUGAAGUACUACACGAAGGCCGGAAUGGACAUUGAAGAGCUGGAGAAAGCAGUGGAGGUGAUGUGUUUUGUUCCGAAGCGCUGCAAUGACAUGAUGAACGUCGGUCGGCUGCAAGGCUUUGAGGGGAAGAUCACAGCACAGGGAAAACUUCUCCAGCAGGACACGUUCACAGUAACAGAGCAGGACAGCAGCUUCCUGUCCCGUGCUAAAGAGAGGCGGGUCUUCCUCUUCGAACAGCUUGUCAUCUUCAGUGAGCCGAUAGACAGGAAAAAAGGAUUUUCUUUACCUGGAUAUAUUUUUAAGAACAGUAUUAAGAUGAGUUGUUUGGGUGUGGAGGCAUGUGUAGAUGGUGACCCCAAUCGCUUCGCCCUCACGUCUCGGGGAGCUGAUGGUAGCACAGUGCGAUUUGUCUUGCACUCUCCAUCAUCAGACAUCUGUCAGGCUUGGGUCAAUGAUAUAAACCAAAUACUGGAGACCCAACGCAACUUCCUCAAUGCCCUGCAGUCGCCAAUCGAGUAUCAGAGAAGGGAGAGUAAGAGCAACAGUUUGGGUCGGAGCAUGAAGCCUCCUCUGUCGGCAAUAGCUGGUUUGAGACCUCACUCUUCAGCAUCUAUUGACCGCCACAAACUGCCCUGCCUUCGCUCCUGUAACACCUCACUGCCCUCCAUCUACCUGCCCAGCCAGGUCCCCACUGAUGUCCACCCACUGCCAGAGUCAACACAAGUCCAACGCUGUCCAGCUGACUCCACAUUAAAUUCCCAGACAGCGUCUCCGGCUCACGUGCAUCUGGCCUUCUCUGAAGAUCAAUCUUUCUCGCAGGCUCCUCGAAACUGCCAGGCAGUCUCCAACGGGCUGUGUUCUGCUAGCACGCAAGGCACACAGAGCUCAGGAGAAGGGGGUCCCAGGAUUUCGCAAAGAGAUGGACGUAUGGCAGUCGCCUUAUCCAGUCUUCAGUGUUCUAGUAACUUGGCCCAGCUCGAUGAGGACGACUUGUGAAACCGCAGCAGAAAUGAAUGCGAACGGCAAUCGUGUGCACCAGAGCAUGCCACAGUCUGGACUACACCGCUAGUGGACUUCAUUUGCGUCUUUUAUCUUGUGGUAUUCUUCUUAAACCUGUGACAUGAAUUACCUAACGUGACAAUUUUUUGCGAUGUUUCUUUUUGUUGUCUUUUUAAAGAAGUCGUGUUUUGUUCAAAGAAGAAAUCAACCAUUCCUAUAUUGGGAGGUCACUGGAUCAGAAACCAGACUAAAUCUAUAAGGGUGUAUGCUUUUUGGCAAGGGUGCAUGUGUGAAUGCGUGUUUAACUUCCGAUGGCUUGAUCCCGAACAAGCUGAACGUUUUCCAUCAGCGAUGUGCUUUCAGGUUUGGAGUACAUACUGUUUUUGAACAUAAGAGGGUCCUUGGUGGCUCACGCUGGAUUUUAAAGGUUUCGCACUGUUGGUGCCUCUCUACAGACGCUGUCUUUCUAUAUCGAAUGCUCUCACGAGCUGCGUAAACGCUCUUAUGAAGGAGCUAAAGGGGAAAGAGACUCUAUAUGCAGCUAAAAUGUGUAUAUACCGUAUGUAUGUUCUGUGGUGGCUUGGCUUUGCCUUCUCUCAUUGGGUUUUGAAUAAGGAAGGAGCCAAGGCCACAUGAUCAAUCCGAUCUAUUGUAUUGGAAAGUGAGAAAUGCCCCUCCUGGAGUUUUUUGUUCACACCUCAUAGUAUCCACAUAUGAGGUCAAUUACAUCGAGUUCACCACAUGUGAUUUACAAUAAGCAUUUGCCUUGUCGAGCAGAAGGACUGUUGUUAUGAAUAAGGCAUUUUACCUUCAUCACAGAGUUUGGCUUAUGCUGCCCCCUAUCCAUGAAAUUAAUUUGGGUUUACUCUGCAUUCUUUUUUUUUUAUUCUAAACUUAGUAAAGGCCAAAGGUAAAUAUUAUAUCAUAUGUGCCAAAAAGCAGGUGCCACUACCCUAUACAUAAAAUGAAUUAAAUAUUAGGCCUAAAAUGUAAUUCUGUUCAUUUAUACAACACAUUUGUAUGUGUUAUAAACAAGAAAAAUUAUUUGUUUUAUUUACAUUCUCCAUUUGGGGGGGGGGUGUUAAGAAUCAAGUUUCUGACAAACUGAAUUAUUCCAUUGAAAGAUAAAUGAGAUUCUUAACUUAAAAAAAACAUGCAGUUUUCCCCAAAUUUACCAAAGAAGGGUCGCUAUGUGUUUGGUGUGAUGUUUAAGCAUGAUCAAUGCUUUUUUACUCAUUUUUUACUUCAUUGCACAUUCUUUCCAAUAGGGGGCACCAGAGGCCUUCAGUGCUACCUAAACAACAAAACACUUUCAAUUUCAAAACUCUGCACCAAAGCUCAAAUGCUUUAGCGCUGGCAUGUUUCAAAUGCAUUCGCAUAAAUAUCCUUAAAUGAUUGUAACAAUCUACUCUUGCCUUUACGUAAUAUUCUGACUUUGAAAUCAGCAAAAUCUAAUGAUUUGACAUAACCCUCUGUAAACUAAAAGCUUUCCUAUACUGCCUUUCCACACACGUGGAUUUAGAUCUUACAGUGUUGCAUGCUAUUUUGAAGAUCACCUCUAGAAAAAUGAAGGAAAUAGAGGAAGAAUUGGACAUGAUAUAUGUCUAGCCUACAGUAUGUCUUUGACUGAACCUAUCAUUGUAUUAUAUCAAAUUAAAGAGUGUUCUUUUGGAGCACAAGGGUGUUUUGGAACACAAAAUA
Molecule: messenger RNA, 4351 nt
Organism: Misgurnus anguillicaudatus (oriental weatherfish)
Lineage: Eukaryota; Metazoa; Chordata; Actinopteri; Cypriniformes; Cobitidae
Source: RefSeq, a predicted model, not a curated record